UGACAUCAUCACCAGACCGGAUGGGAUGGUGUGUAUUGUAGUGUGUAUUGUAGUGUGUAUUGUAGUGUUUAUUGUAGUGCCCGCCGUGCGGGGGGUUUUGCGGUAGUUUCACUUUAAGGGCUCGCGCUCACUCAGAGAAUCGCCAUUGUUGGCUGGAGCUCGCGCAGAUGAGCAGCAGCGAUGCUUCCGCCGCCGAACUGACAUCUUUAUUUCCGUUCCCGGUGCUGAACAGCAGCCUCCCGCUGCGCGCUUUAUUAUUACUGCUAUUAUCAUUUUACUUUUUUUUUUUGUUUAAGCUGUUUUAUUCCCUGUCGAUAUUUGCUGAGGCGACAUGAGAGCGCGUGAGUCUCCGGAGUGAAAGCGGAACGGUUAGUCGCUGACAGUCAGUCCCGGGUUCCGUAACACCGUGCUUCCGUCGUGACUGAGGAGGAGAAGAAGAGGAGGGAAAAAAAUAAAAGCGGAGGGGAAAAAAAUACACCAGCGAUCCUAUUUGCAGAAAUUCUGAGCGUUUUGGAGUUUGAAGGGGAUGUGUUCAAGGCAAGAGAGGAUUCAAAAAGACGUCGACAUCGUUAUCGAGAGGUGCCAGGCGGAGAAAGACUGCCUUUUCUCGGAUUUUCGAUUCACUGACGCCACCUUCACGUUUACCUACUCAAAAGGAUCGAAAAGCGUGUCCUACUCUGUACAUGUCUCUGAUGAUUAUCCAGACAACACAUACGUCUCGAACUCCGAGAACGACGAUGACGUAUUAGUCACAAGAGAUCCUAUACCAGUUAUUUUCCAUAGAAUUGCAACAGAGAUAAGAACAGCUAAUGAUGACAGCUGUCUUUCCAUCAAGUCAAAGCUUCAUAUUGACAAAAACCCGUGCCAUUACACUGUAGAAGAGGAUUCAGAGGGAGAUAAUGACUCUGAAGAGUUCUACUAUGGUGGUCAGGUGAAUUAUGAUGGGGAGCUUCACAAACACCCACAGCUGGAGGCUGACCUGGUAGCCGUGAGGGAGUUAUAUGGCCAUCAUGCAGUAUCUCUCAGGGAAUAUGGUGCAAUUGAUGAUGUAGAUAUUGAUCUACACAUCGAUGUCAGUUUCCUCGAUGAGGAGAUUGCCCUUGCCUGGGAUGUGAUCAGGACCGAACCUGUUAUUGUACGUCUUCACUGCUCACUCACGCAGUAUCUGAAUGGACCAGUUCCCACCGUUGAUGUAUUUCAAGUGUCCACAAAAGACAGGUUCGGCCUGGGACAUCAACUGAAAAAGAUCAUGCAGACCUUUGUCACACAGCAGUGGAAGCAUCAUACUAAAGACAAGCUUAACUGCCCACAUAGCAAAAAGCAGACAGAUAAGAAGGUGAAGUCUCCUCUGCACAUCUUCUCAACUCUCCGCAGGUCCCCCAGCUAUCCCCCUCCCGGCUGCACAAAAAACAAAAAGAAGCUCAAGCACGAGCAGGAUGGUGUGUCCAAAUCGCAUCGCCUCUUGCGCCGUACAUGUUCGAGCGCAGUGAAGCCUGAAGUGGACGGCUGUGCCGGGAAGCCGCGCAAACUCCUGGGCCCUUCUCUGUCAGAGCAGACGCCUGGCCUCAAACCACCUCAACGGCUCUUGCCAAGGCCUGAAGAGAGCAUGAUCUCACGGCCUCACCGACUCCUGCCACGCUCCGGCUCAGGUGAGCCACAGUGUGAACGUAGCACAGGUGGAGACAGUAGUAGUGUUCUGAAGCCUCACCGGCUCCUUCACCGCACUGACGAGCUGGACGGUCUCAAGCACCACCAGCGGCUCCUCGGCAGGUCCUGCUCCAGCAGUGCCAAGAUGACCAAAGGCGAACCGCCCAAGGAGCCAUCCGGAGAGAGCCGCCGCCUCUCGCUCACCUCAGGGCUCAUAGGCAUCCUGGCCCCGGCACUCUCUCCUGCACCACCGCCAAACAACGGAGCCAAGUCGAUACCAAUCAGAGACCGUGGCUUUCUCGUCCAGACGAUGGAGUACGCAGAGCAGCGGAUCCCCGUCCUGAAUGAAUUCUGUGUGGUCUGUGAUGAACCUCAUGUGUUUCAAAAUGGACCAAUGCUCAGGCCCACAGUGUGUGAGAGAGAGUUGUGUGUCUUUGCCUUCCAAACGCUAGGAGUCAUGAAUGAGGCUGCUGAUGAGAUUGCCACAGGUGCCCAGGUUGUUGACUUGCUGGUCUCCAUGUGUCGCUCUGCACUGGAAUCACCGAGAAAAGUAGUCAUUUUUGAGCCAUAUCCCUCAGUAGUAGAUCCCAGUGACUCUCAGUCCUUGGCCUUUAACCCAAGGAAAAAGGACUAUGAUCGGGUAAUGAGAGCUCUUGAUAGCCUCACGUCUAUCAGAGAAAUGACCCAGGCGCCAUAUUUGGAGAUAAAGAAGCAGAUGGACAGAAUUGACCCCCUGGCUCACCCACUAUUGCAAUGGGUCAUAUCCAGUAACAGGUCUCACAUAGUGAAGCUACCAGUGACCAGACAACUAAAGUUUAUGCACACCCCACACCAGUUCCUCUUACUCAGCAGCCCACCGGCCAAAGAAUCCAACUUCAGAGCUGCCAAAGGCCACUUUGGGAGUACCUUUGCUUUCCAUGGAUCACACAUAGAGAACUGGCACUCCAUUUUGAGGAAUGGUUUGGUUGUGGCCUCCAAGACAAAACUCCAGCUCCAUGGCGCCAUCUAUGGGAGUGGAAUUUAUCUCAGCCCAAUGUCAAGCAUAUCCUUUGGGUACUCAGGGAUGAACAAAAAGCAGCAGAAAGUUGCGUCAAAAGAUGAAACUGCUACAAACAAGACCAAUAUUCAUCUGCAGUCACAGAAAAAAGGUCAGCAGCCUCAGUUUCUGCAGAGUCGCAAUCUGAAAUGCAUAGCCUUAUGUGAAGUGAUUACUUCGCCGGACCUUCACAAGCACGGCGACAUCUGGGUGGUCCCAAACACUGAUCAUGUCUGCACACGAUUUUUCUUUGUCUAUGAGGAUGGACAGGUGGGCGACACAAGCAUCAACACGCAGGACCCCAGCAUCCAUCGAGAGAUCUUACGAGUCAUCGGCAACCAAACAGCCACAGGAUGAACGACUCCAAAAGCAAUACUGCUGCCUAAACCUGCCCUCCUGACUCAGAGCUGGAUAUUUGAGCAUAGGAGGUUUUAUCAUAGGAAUUUUACUAACCACAGAACACAAUAUAGAGAGAAAAUAUUUCCAAUCUACAAAAUCAGACAGAUACCCAUGUGUAUUUACACUGGCUAAUCACACUCUGAACAUUGUGCCAGGUUUAUUAAUACAGUAUACAUUUUUAAAGGUUGUGGUAUGUCUCUCGGUUCAGCUGACAGACUGCCUGGUUUUUUUUUUUUAAAGCUAAGAAAGAAAAGAAGGAUCUUUCUGUAAAAUUUUUGAGACUUCAGUCGGAUGUUAUUUGGCCUUUGUGGUAAUAAACCACUUUGAAUUGUUUACUAAGAAUUGGACUUUUAAAAGUACAACUUUGUGCUUACCGAAGGUGUUGAUAUGCACUUUAUUAUUUUUUUUCUUAGUGUAAGGUUUUAGUUCCAACUUUAUUAUAUUAAAAUGCCUUUAAAUACAGUGGAUUGCAUAUUGACUUUGGUGGAGGUGAGCAGAGCAAAGACAGUACGAGCUGAAAGGUUGUUGUGUUUACAAAUCCCAUGUUCCUGAGCUACAUGAGUUAUUACAUGCUACCUGGCAGUGGCUGCUGGUUUACAGUCUCCAAAAAGUCGUCAAGGUUUAUUCCGUCUGAUUCCACUGCAACUUGGUUUGCUGUUUUUACAACUCGAUGACUGUGACAUUAGGUUGCCAUUUUGGUUUGAGCAUCAUGAAAAGAUUAAGUAUAUAAUAUAUAUUUGAAUGAAACUGAUGGGAAAACAAAAUGCAUGUGGCUUUCCUUACAUUUUCGGUCAGUUUGUGUUCCUAGAUAUGUUAAUAGCAUUUUUAUACGAGACAGAGUCGCACCCAGUUGCAAAAUGUAUUUAAAUAUAUCAGUAUAUAUCUUUUUUUUGUAAAGGUGAUUUAAGAUGGGUUGAAAGCUUGCAGCGUAUUUAUGUUUUUUGGUCCAAUCGAAAUGAGAGCACUCCACAAUUACUCUGUUAUUUCUCUGAAAUGGUUUAGGACAGUUUAAUGGUUUAAAGGAACAGUCCACCGUACUUCCAUAAUGAAAUA
Molecule: messenger RNA, 4135 nt
Organism: Neoarius graeffei (lesser salmon catfish)
Lineage: Eukaryota; Metazoa; Chordata; Actinopteri; Siluriformes; Ariidae
Gene: parp8
Product: poly (ADP-ribose) polymerase family, member 8
Exons: 26
Coding region: 527-3040 (837 amino acids)
Biological process (GO): endoplasmic reticulum unfolded protein response
Cellular component (GO): nuclear envelope; intracellular anatomical structure; membrane
Molecular function (GO): protein serine/threonine kinase activator activity; kinase binding; NAD+ poly-ADP-ribosyltransferase activity
Source: RefSeq, a predicted model, not a curated record